Helicoverpa zea (corn earworm) is the source of this 2749-nucleotide messenger RNA. RefSeq names its product hornerin-like. The transcript has 4 exons. The coding region runs from base 1 to 2577 and encodes 858 amino acids. The record is from RefSeq and is a predicted model, not a curated record. NCBI's taxonomy places the organism in Eukaryota, Metazoa, Arthropoda, Insecta, Lepidoptera, Noctuidae.
AUGGCGACCAAGUUUGUAGUAGCUGUGGCGUUGUUGGCCUUGUGCCGCGCCAACCCCGUCCUCAUAAACGGUGUAGAAUACCGUGACGGACGCGCCUACUCCAUCGGGCAGGCGAGCAGCUACGGCGGCGGCGUGAGCACCGCACAAGCCAACGCCAACGGCAACGUGGCGCAGGCGUUCGGCAGCUCGAGCGGCGGCGCGGGGCUGGCGCGCAACGGCUACGUGUACCCCGGACAGGCCAUCGCACAGGCACAGACCUACGACGCGCCGCCCUUCCCCGACACCGCCGCGUAUGGCGGCGCCAAGGCCGUCGCGCAGGCGCACAACGGCGCCUACUACCCCGUGCCCGCGCCUGCCGCCGUCAUCACCUACCAGCAGAACUUCGAGGUGCCCGCUGAGGUGGCCUCCCUGUCCUCCGCCCAGUCCAACGGCGACGGCAUCGCCCAGUCCUCCGCCAACACCCAGGGCGGCAUCGGCAACUACGUGACCUCCUCCAACGCCAAGACCCAGGGCUCCGGCUCCGCCGACUCCAACGCGCGCUCCGGCUAUGGCUCCACCAGCACCUCCGCCAAGACUCAGGGCCAGGGCUCCGCCGAGUCCUCCGCGCAGACCAACGGUGCCGCCGGCAUCGUGUACCCCGCCGUCCCCGCCGUGCAAGCCGAUGAGCCCGCAGCCGUCAUCGACGCCAAGUCUCCCCUCUUCUACACCCAAUACGUCGCCACACCCGUCCAGGGCAUCGCCUCCUCCAACGCGAACGUGAUCGGCUCCGGCAACGCCGCCUCCUCGGCUAAGAUCGGCCACGCCGCCGGCAGGACCAUCUCCUGGCGCUUCGGCACCCUGUACGACAGCCCCGCCUCUGCCCAGGCGCAGGCCAACACUCACUCCGGCUACGGCGCCGCCAGGUCUGGCGCCAAUACCCACGGCUACGGCUCCGCCAACGCCAACGCUGACGUGAACGGCUACGGCUCCGCCAAGUCAGUCGCCGACAGCCACGCGGCCGGCGGCCACGCCCAGUCAACCGCCAACUCGCACGGCGCCGGCGUCGCCAAGGCCGCCGCCAACGUGAACGCCGCCGGGUACGGGCUCGCGCGCUCGGACCUGCAGGGCCAGUACUACGGCGGCUCCCGCAGCUCCGCCAACGCGCACACGCACGGCUACGGCAGCGCCGCCUCCUCCGCCAGGACUCACGGCGCCGCGCUCAGGGUCACCAACUCUCAGGCCAACUCCUCCGGCUUCGGAUCCGCACAGGCCAACGCUGUGUCUGUUCAGCCGUGUCCUCUGAGCGGUCGAGAUCUGAGCAUUGUAAACAUGGCGACCAAGUUUGUAGUAGCUGUGGCGAUGUUGGCCUUGUGCCGCGCCAACCCCGUCCUCAUAAACGGUGUAGAAUACCGUGACGGACGCGCCUACUCCAUCGGGCAGGCGAGCAGCUACGGCGGCGGCGUGAGCACCGCACAAGCUAACGCCAACGGCAACGCGGCGCAGGCGUUCGGCAGCUCGAGCGGCGGCGCGGGGCUCGCGCGCAACGGCUACGUGUACCCCGGACAGGCCAUCGCACAGGCGCAGACCUACGACGCGCCGCCCUUCCCCGACACCGCCGCGUAUGGCGGCGCCAAGGCCGUCGCGCAGGCGCACAACGGCGCCUACUACCCCGUGCCCGCGCCCGCCGCCGUCAUCACCUACCAGCAGAACUUCGAGGUGCCCGCUGAGGUGGCCUCCCUGUCCUCCGCCCAGUCCAACGGCGACGGCAUCGCCCAGUCCUCUGCCAACACCCAGGGCGGCAUCGGCAGCUACUUGACCUCCUCCAACGCCAAGACCCAGGGCUCCGGCUCCGCCGACUCCAACGCGCGCUCCGGCUACGGCUCCACCAGCACCUCCGCCAAGACUCAGGGCCAGGGCUCCGCCGAGUCCUCCGCGCAGACCAACGGUGCCGCCGGCAUCGUGUACCCCGCCGUCCCCGCCGUGCAAGCCGACGAGCACGCAGCCGUCAUCGACGCCAAGUCUCCCCUCUUCUACACCCAAUACGUCGCCACACCCGUCCAGAGCAUCGCCUCCUCCAACGCGAACGUGAUCGGCUCCGGCAACGCCGCCUCCUCGGCUAAGAUCGGCCACGCCGCCGGCAGGACCAUCUCCUGGCGCUUCGGCACCCUGUACGACAGCCCCGCCUCCGCCCAGGCGCAGGCCAACACUCACUCCGGCUACGGCGCCGCCAGGUCUGGCGCCAACACCCACGGCUACGGCUCCGCCAACGCCAACGCUGACGUGAACGGCUACGGCUCCGCCAAGUCAGUCGCCGACAGCCACGCGGCCGGCGGCCACGCCCAGUCAACCGCCAACUCGCACGGCGCCGGCGUCGCCAAGGCCGCCGCCAACGUGAACGCCGCCGGGUACGGGCUCGCGCGCUCGGACCUGCAGGGCCAGUACUACGGCGGCUCCCGCAGCUCCGCCAACGCGCACACGCACGGCUACGGCAGCGCCGCCUCCUCCGCCAGGACUCACGGCGCCGCGCUCAGGGUCACCAACUCUCAGGCCAACUCCUCCGGCUUCGGAUCCGCACAGGCCAACGCUGUGUCUGUGUGAGUGAGUCAGCGAGCACCGCACAGCAACCACAUCACGACGACUACUCAACACGAACUAAACUUGUCUUGAUGUAUUUGCGAGGUGCAACCAUUGCAUUUAUUAGUCAUUAUUAAAUUAUGUAUUUAUUUAUGAAAGAAAAUCAUUUUUAAAUAUAAAAAAUCUUUGAAAAUGA